GCAAGCUGAGGGGGCUCUCUGCAAGCUGGAGGGAGCCCUGCCACUCCACAAGCCACAGGGUGCUCCUUGCCACCUCACAAGCUGGAGGGGGCUCCUAGCUGUCCCAUCAGAUGGAGGGUGUUCCCCACAUCAGCUGCAGCCCUGCCAGCCAGAGGGUGCUUCCCAGCCACCCCACCAGCCACCGGGUGCUCCCUGCCAAACCCCUCCCUGCAAGGCCCCGUGGCAUGAUGCCGUUAGCUGAGUGUGCCAUGCACAGAGCCAGGUGCUGCUGCCAUGGGGACUGGUGCCUGCUCCUUCCCCUUUGCAGCAGGGAACCCUGGAUGCCCAGUGGGGUGUCUGGGUGCUUGAGAGGAAAGAAGCUACCGCUCAGGGAUGAGUUGCAUAGGCAGGAGAGGGGCCUUGUUUUCUCUGUGGUUUGAAGCCAAGUUAGCUAAUGCAGUUGACCAACUUGAGCCAUGCAACAGCCAGAAAUUCAGGGGUUAAAUUCACUAUAUUAUAAAUUGAGGAAAAGGACUAAGGAACAAGUGAUCCUACCAAAUUCCCCAUGAUCCCAAGGCAUGGAAAGAUGAAACUAGGCACUGUGAGUCACUCCAGAGAGCAGUGUCUUAACGGUGAGGCAGCCAGGAGGCAAGAGCAGCAGUCAGUGGCAGAGCGAGGAGCAGAGCGCUGUGGAAUCUGGCUUGCUGGUGAUGGAGAACUUCUCCUCUUCCCCUUCUCCCUUCUCUGCCAGUUCUCCCACCGAGCUGGCUGGGAACGCCACUGCCCACGAUCACUACUCCAGCCUGCAGAAGAGCAUGCAUAUCCUUUCCAUGGUGGUAUACAGCAUCGCCUGUUUGCUGGGGGUGACGGGGAAUGGCCUUGUCAUCUGGAUUGCAGGCUUCAGGAUGAAGAAGACGGUGAACUCCGUAUGGUUCCUCAACUUGGCCAUCGCUGACUUCAUCUUCACCUUUUUCCUGCCCCUCAGCAUUGCCUACACUGCACUGGGUUUCCACUGGCCCUUCGGGAAGCUCCUGUGCAAGCUGAACAGCACCAUCGCAUUCCUCAACAUGUUUGCCAGCGUCUUCCUCCUGACGGUCAUCAGCAUGGACCGCUGCGUUUCUGUGGCCUUUCCCGUGUGGUCUCACAACCGCAGGAGCCCGGAGCUGGCAGCCAGGGUUGCGCUGGGGACGUGGGUCCUGGCUCUCCUCCUCAGCUCCCCGUACCUCGUCUUUCGGGACACUGCGGUCAGCUCCAAGAACAUCACCAGCUGCUACAACAAUUUUGCGCUGUCCGACGACUACACGUCUGAGGCAACGCGGAGGCUGUGGAGGAUGCGGCUUAAAGCGAUGAUUGUAACGCGAUUCUUAUGCGGGUUCCUCAUCCCUUUCACGGUGAUUCUCAUCUGCUACAGCAUUGUUGCUGUCAAGCUGAAAAGGAGGCAGUUAGCCAACUCUGCAAAGCCAUACAGAAUUAUCAUUGCUGUCACAGUCUCCUUUUUCCUCUGUUAUUUUCCCUACCACGUCUUCUCCUUGCUGGAAAUAUCCAAAAACUCUUCCAGUCAUGAGAUGAAAAUGGCUCUUUACAUAGGGAUCCCCCUGGUUUCUAGCCUUGCUUUCUUCAAUAGCUGCAUCAACCCCAUCCUGUAUGUAUUUGUGGGGCCGGAUUUCAAGGAGAAGUUUCGCCAGUCCAUCCUGUCAGCCUUUGAAGGGGCCUUCAGCGAGGAGUCCAUCCUGGCCAGCAGGCGGAAGUCCAGGUCCGCUUCGGAAGUGGAGGUCCCGAGGGCUUGAGCGCUUUGUGCUGCGUUGCCGGCUCCGUUGGAGAGGGGCAGUUCUCUUCUCUGCUGUUUCCCUUCAUUUCAGAGCUAUAAUUGCCAGACGGAAGUGUGAUUUGACAUUUUGGAGGUAUCUCAAAUCUGCCAUGACUUAAUAUACUAAAGAAAUGAAACAACUGGUUGGAGUUGCAGCAGGGUGGGAAAGUCAAAGUAGCAGCAUUUUGUUCCGUAUGCCCCUUCCUUUGCUGCCCAUUUCACUUCUCCAUCCUUUGUGGUCCAUCAUACCUAUGCGACACCUCCUUUGUAUACAGACCAGUGUGACUUUUCUGCCACUUGUGCUCGUUUGUCAGCUGGGUUCCUUAGCACUGAGCGUAGUUCAGAGUAUUUCGUGUCCAUUGUGCCCGUCUGCUGUGUGUAAAGCCCACAGGGGCUUUGCCCUGCCUUGCCAGCUGUCUGUCACUGUGUUU
Molecule: messenger RNA, 2217 nt
Organism: Struthio camelus australis
Lineage: Eukaryota; Metazoa; Chordata; Aves; Struthioniformes; Struthionidae
Product: chemerin-like receptor 1
Biological process (GO): positive regulation of cytosolic calcium ion concentration; complement receptor mediated signaling pathway; inflammatory response
Cellular component (GO): plasma membrane
Molecular function (GO): complement receptor activity; G protein-coupled receptor activity
Source: RefSeq, a predicted model, not a curated record